Molecule: messenger RNA, 963 nt
Organism: Mucor velutinosus
Lineage: Eukaryota; Fungi; Mucoromycota; Mucoromycetes; Mucorales; Mucoraceae
Exons: 2
Coding region: 1-963 (320 amino acids)
Biological process (GO): nucleoside metabolic process
Cellular component (GO): cytoplasm
Molecular function (GO): purine-nucleoside phosphorylase activity
Source: RefSeq, a predicted model, not a curated record
AUGACCACUGCCGCUAUCACUGAAGCCACCUACCAAGCUAGUGCUAAUUUCCUCCGUUCCAACUUGCCCAAGGAUUUCCAAAGUACAAAGCUUGGUGUUAUUUGUGGUUCUGGUUUAGGUGGCCUUGUGGACACCAUUGAUCAAUCCACCAAAAUUGAAUUUUUAUACAAGGAUAUCCCUGGUUUUGCUGCCAGCACAGUGGUCGGUCAUGCUGGUAAGCUUGUGUUUGGUCAUUUGGGUGAAGCUCGUAUUCCCACUGUCUUUAUGGUCGGACGAUUCCAUUUCUACGAGGGACACAGUAUGCUCCAAUGUACACUUCCUGUGCGCGUCAUGGCCAUGCUGGGUGUCCAAUACCUUAUUGUCACAAAUGCCUGUGGAGGCCUUCAACCUCAGCACAAGGUGGGUGAUUUGAUGAUUAUCAAUGACCAUCUGUCUCUUCCUGGCAUGGCAGGCAACAAUCCCCUUGUGGGCCAAAAUUUCGAUUCCUUUGGUCCUCGUUUCCCUGCAGUCUCGGAUGCAUACACAUAUGCACUUCGUAAAUUGGCUUUCCAGGCAGCAUUUGAAGUCGGCAUUGAUCAGAAUGACAUUCGCGAGGGUGUGUAUUGUAUGGUAACUGGCCCUAGUUUCGAGACCCGUGUAGAGGCACGUUAUUUGGCUUCCAUUGGCGCUGAUGCUGUGGGUAUGUCUACUGUGCCUGAAGUCGUGGUUGCUCGUCAUGCUGGUUUGAAGGUGCUGGGCAUCAGUCUGAUCACCAACGAUGUGGUGAGAGCAAGAGGAAAGGACGCCAAACUGGAAGUGAUGAGAGAAUUAGGGUUGACGACUGAGAAAGACACGGAAGAAGAUACUGAAAAGACAUUUGCCAACCACGCUGAAGUGCUGGAAACCAGUGCUAGAAGAUCCAACGACAUGCAGCGCAUGGUUACUCGUUUUGCUGAUUUGUUGGCUGCAUCUGCAGAUAUUUAA